Messenger RNA from Perognathus longimembris pacificus (Pacific pocket mouse), 582 nucleotides. RefSeq names its product cerebellin 1 precursor (gene Cbln1). The record is from RefSeq and is a predicted model, not a curated record. Gene Ontology annotation, cellular component: glutamatergic synapse; synaptic cleft. Bases 1 to 582 code for a protein of 193 amino acids. Lineage: Eukaryota; Metazoa; Chordata; Mammalia; Rodentia; Heteromyidae. Gene Ontology annotation, molecular function: protein binding. The transcript is spliced from 3 exons.
AUGCUAGGCAUCGUGGAGCUGCUGCUGCUGGGGGCUGCGUGGCUGGCAGGCCCGGCCCGGGGUCAGAAUGAGACGGAGCCCAUCGUGCUGGAGGGCAAGUGCCUGGUGGUGUGCGACUCUAACCCCACGUCCGACCCUACGGGCACAGCUCUGGGCAUCUCUGUGCGCUCCGGCAGCGCCAAGGUGGCUUUCUCUGCCAUCAGGAGCACCAACCAUGAGCCGUCCGAGAUGAGUAAUCGCACCAUGAUCAUCUACUUCGACCAGGUACUAGUGAACAUCGGGAACAACUUUGAUUCAGAACGCAGCACUUUCAUCGCCCCUCGAAAAGGGAUCUACAGUUUUAACUUCCACGUGGUAAAAGUCUACAACAGACAGACCAUCCAGGUGAGCCUUAUGUUAAACGGGUGGCCGGUGAUUUCUGCCUUCGCUGGUGACCAGGACGUGACCCGCGAGGCCGCCAGCAACGGAGUCCUAAUCCAAAUGGAGAAAGGCGACCGGGCAUACCUCAAGUUGGAGCGGGGGAACUUGAUGGGGGGCUGGAAGUACUCGACCUUCUCCGGAUUCCUCGUGUUUCCUCUCUGA